Molecule: messenger RNA, 2088 nt
Organism: Lottia gigantea (owl limpet)
Lineage: Eukaryota; Metazoa; Mollusca; Gastropoda; Lottiidae
Exons: 14
Coding region: 1-2088 (695 amino acids)
Biological process (GO): calcium ion transmembrane transport
Molecular function (GO): ligand-gated calcium channel activity
Source: RefSeq, a predicted model, not a curated record
AUGGCUAUGAGUGGGUCAAGAGUCCAUCCUGCUGAUGAAAUGAGUAUAUCUGCCAUCAGUUAUGGUGGUCCUGGUAUGUCUCGAAUGUUGUACUCUGAGCCAGAACCAGAACCAAGUCGACUAAGAUCCACAACUCUCGAAGAUGCCAAAUGGUCUGAAAUGCGAAAGAAAGCUGGUUUCAGAAGAUAUCCAAAAGAAAAAAUUGAAUCAUCACCUAAAAAUAAGAUUGAGUUGCUUAGAUCCUUUGUGCGUGAAAAUUUUCAUCAAAAGGAAUGUAUGAAGUUUGUACCUAAACUAAACCAAAAAGUCAAUAAAGUUAGAGAUCUCAAAUGUCAUUGUGGUGAAAUAUUACGUUUCCAUGCUGCUAUCAAAACUGAUAAAUAUGACAAACAAACUCCCAUCUCAGCUUCUUUUGUAGUGCCUGAAGAACUGAAAUCAAUUGUAAAUAAGGAAUACUCUCCAGCAAAAAACGAUAUACCUCAAGAUAUUCCUUGGACUCCUGAAGAGGAUUUACAAAUAUCAACAACAGCCAGUUAUGGCAAAAUAAGUUUUGAAGUAGAACAAAUAGGAGGUCAGAAGCCAGCAAAGUAUGUUAGAAUCAGUGAUGAUGAUAGUGUAAUUAAAGUUCUAGAUAUGAUGAGAGAUCAUUGGAGAAUCAUGGAUCCCAAACCACCUAAUCUAGUCAUAUCUGUAGUAGGUGGAGCCAAAAACUUUCGACUGGAUGGCAGAAUGAGAGAUACAUUUUCCACUGGUUUAAUAAAAGCUGCUAAAACUACCUCAGCAUGGUUAAUAACAUCAGGUUUUAAUAUGGGUGUCAUGAAAGCUGUAGGACAGGCAGUUCACGAAGGUCAAACUUUCCUCUGGGAUGAUGACAGAAUGACUCAUCUAAUAAGGUGUAUUGGUAUUGCACCCUGGGGCUAUAUUCGUGGAAGACAUGUUUUAGAGAGCGAGGAUACACAGGGAAGUUUCAAUGCCUCCUAUCGACCAUCUAAUGUUAUUCUUCAUGGUAGACCUGUACCAUUAAAUCCUGACCACACUCAUUUCAUAUUUGUUGAUGAUGGCUAUAGAAACAGAUAUGGUGGUGUGGCUGAUUUUAGAGCCAAAUUUGAAAUGCAGGUGUCAAAGGACAAACAUUCUGGAGGAUUAGGUAUACCAGUAGUAUUAGUGGUAGUAGAAGGUGGAACUGAUGCUAUACUAGAUGCUCAGAGAUCAUUAGAAGAAGGUACACCAGUUGUAGUCUGUGCUGGUACUGGUAGAGCUGCCGAUAUUUUUGCCUAUGCUUUUAAACAUGUCACAUGGAAAGGACUAGGUUUAGGGAGACUUGUUAAUCCACGUGAGAGGAAACAUCAUAUAAUAACAUGCUCCUGGAAGUCCAGUGAUAAACAAGAAUCAGAAAGUCAAAGAUAUCUAGAUAUUGUUGAGAAAUGUUGUAUUCAUAAUGAAGAUCUGAUCUAUGUUUUCCAUAUGAAUAAACAUGAAGAUUUAGAUUUAGCUAUUUUAUCUGUUUUAUUAAAAGCCAAACGAAACAGAAAUCAAGGUAACAGAUUAGAGCAGCUACAUCUAGCACUGACAUGGAAUAGAGCAGAUAUAGCACAAAGUGAAAUAUUUCGGGAAGAUGUCAAUUGGGAAAAAGGAAGUUUAGAUGAAAUAAUGACUAAAGCUAUAUUAGAAGAUAAAGUAGAUUUUAUCAAGUUAUUAUUAAAUCAAGGAGUAGUCAUGAAAGAAUAUCUGGUUGUUAAAAGAUUAGAGGAACUAUAUAGUAAGAUUUCUAAGAAUACCCACCUAUUUAAACUGCUGAAACGGGAAACUGGCGGGAAAGAACAAUUUACAUUAAAAGAUAUCGGAAAAUAUUUAAAAGCCUUACUGGAUAAAUUUGAUGAUGAUAAAUAUACUGAAAAACACCCACACGAUCCCUUUAAACAAAUACAGAUAUUUCACCGCAAAAAACAUCAAGGAAGUGAAUUAUUUACUGAAGACAAACCUAAUUCUGACAGUGCUGCUCAAUUUACUUGUCCUUAUAAACAUCUCCUUAUAUGGUCAGUUCUGAUGAAUAGGUUAGCAUAUAGUGAUAAGUUAUGUCACUUUUAG